This is a messenger RNA of Adineta ricciae, 543 nucleotides long. NCBI's taxonomy places the organism in Eukaryota, Metazoa, Rotifera, Eurotatoria, Adinetida, Adinetidae. The record is from the annotation of a GenBank genome assembly.
AUGGCUGGUAAUAACAACCACAUGCAAGGGUACAUCAAUAAGGUGAUUGCAAACAAUUCCGAACAACAUGGUGUACCUUCGGACGAAAAUCGAUAUCAUAUGGUGCCUAUGCGAGUGGCCGAUGUUGAUGAUGGUCAUGGAAGUACGGGUGCUCUUUGCCUGAUCGGAUUUUGGAAUGGUCAAGCAAUCUACAGAACUACUCAUACAGUAGCUCAUCACAUGGAAGGCAAUCAGCUUGGUGAAUAUGAAAUACACUGGUCGCCAGUAUUUUCCGGCGUCCGGUUCACAUCGGUCAUAUCACCUCCAACGGCUGAUAACGAUGAUGACCUUGAUGGCAUAGAAGAACAGGACGAAUACGACGACGACGAUGAUGAUGACUGCUAUCACGUAUACGGCUAUGAAGAUGACGAAGAUAAUGAUAUUGAUGAGCAAUUUGACUUAAUUGAUCUUCUCGAAGAACAAGAAGAAAUUGAAUCAACAUUAUUCUACCUCAAUUCAGUAGAUCUUGAAUGGGGCACUGUAGAUGCUGAUGAUCAUCAUUAG